AUAGUUACUGUUUUUACGAUCAUUUUCCAGCACUGCCUGCAGCCAUCUCGGCGUCUACAUUUUGCGAUUUGACUAGUUUUUGUGUAAGAUUUUAUUAUGUCUCCGAAAGCCAAAAAGAUGAAGAUGGUGGUAAAGAUCCCACGACACCCGUACUUCACUGUCCAGAGCGACAGCAUGCAGGAGCACAUGCGGGCUGUGGAGUACCAGGUGCGGAAGUGUCGCGUUAACCUCGAGCGCAUUAAGUCCUCGAAUCCUGGGGGCUCCUCGGCCCAUUCCUGUGCCUUCCCACUAAAACCAAAGCCCAAACGAUGCAUUGUGCGUGUCGCUAGGCUGCCCGAUGUGGAGCGCAGCGAGAUAUCCGUAACCCCAGCCAGUUCCAUAAUAAAUUCCGAAUUUGACGAGGGCAACUCCAGCGAAUAGACUAGAGUGAGAAUAUAAAGACUUGACAUUGCCCAGCAUACAGAAGACUGGCAUCACCAACCACUUCACCCCCACAAAACCCUAACAGUCAUACUCUCCCCAACUAAGGGUUAGAUCAUCUUUUAACUACAUCGGUUGUUCGUUCAAACAUAAGAGAGUUGUGCCAGCAUCGAGCCAACACGUACUUUUUAGCGUAUAAAAAGUAACUUUAUACUUUCAGUUUUUGAACACAUUUGGUUAUUCGUUAGCAUAAAUAUUCUGUUUUUGAUCUUUUUCAAAGUUAUCAGAUGUUUAAAAUGAUUAAAUGAUGCUUAAAUGAAAAAAACCAACAAUAUCGGAAUUAGAAUAACGCAUAAACCUUUAUUGUAAUGACCUUUUCGAUUUUUAAGUUUAUAAGUUUUGAUUAAAAUAAACAUUAUUUUCUAAUAAUCAAUUUGUGAAAGAACA
Drosophila ananassae is the source of this 867-nucleotide messenger RNA. RefSeq lists its product as uncharacterized. The transcript has 2 exons. The record is from RefSeq and is a predicted model, not a curated record. NCBI's taxonomy places the organism in Eukaryota, Metazoa, Arthropoda, Insecta, Diptera, Drosophilidae. Bases 97 to 420 code for a protein of 107 amino acids.